AUGAGGUCCGCAUUCGAGAUAGCGAGGAGUCACAUCGCCCUGCCACUGUCACAAGACACCGGCACACUUCGGCGUGUGCUGCGGGACUGGGUGCACUACGCGGAACGCCUGCAGCUGCAGGAGAAGCCCACAUGCCCUGCCGCGUUGUGCAUCACGGUGCACCCAUCGCGAGGAUGCACCCGUCGCCAACAAAAGCAGCAGCAGGAACGACAGCAUUCCUAUCACCAGCAUCAACAUAAGUCGCUUAGCGCAGUAACAGGGAAGGCGGCGUCCGUGUACACAAAGCAUAUCCCUUUGCAGCUGUGGACGGCACUUCUUCCGUGGGAAGUGCAGCGUGGGCUCUCGUGCAGUGAGUUGCGGCUUCCCAAUGCUCACAGUACGGCUGCCGUUGAGGCGGCGGCGCAUGUGGAAAAGAAUGAAGUGACGGGGGACGGGGAGGAAGACCCGCUUGGUGUAGUGACGGCGCCUUCGACGAGUGGGAGUGGCGUGGGGUUGCACAAGCCGGCAGCGCCAUCGCCAGCUGCAGCUGCAGCGCCAGGAAUGCUCUUCGUCAUGGAUGCUGAUGCUGUCGCGCAGGGCAUCGGUUUCUGGAGCGGCGCCAUCCAGCAGCCGAUCGAUGUCGCAUUCAUCACGCCCGUGGAGCCGGCGGCAGUCGACGCGCCGUCGUUUCAGCAGCUGCGUCAGUGUCGCCUCGCCGCGGCUGAUGGGUCCAGUGAGAAUGACGGCUACAGCCCCGCCCGCUUCUUCCCCGAUGGAGAGUUGGACUCCCCAACCGUCACCUUCGCGGUACAGUCGUACGCACACUUGGACCCGUUCCCCCACUGCGAUAGGAGCGCGGGUGAAGGUGCAGGUGGUGGGGCGCGUCAGCACACAGCCGAGCCCGAAACAGCAACGCCAGCGACAUCAAAAACACCUGAUGGACAGGUGGCAAGGGAUACAGUCCCACGUUACGUUCUGGAGACCACGCGUUACCUGCUGCGAGACAGCAUAGCGAAUGCCUUGUGCGAGUUUCAUCAACUGCACCAGGUUGCCAGUGGAAGGAAAACACAAGACACUGCUUCAGAUAAUGUGGAGCUCACCAUCACAUUGGUGCUUUCGGAUGCAUUAAAGGAGGAACUUCGAGAGAAGGCGCGCUUGUACACCAACUACGUGCUGCCGCUCGAGGAACACAUACGCCACCACAUCCGCCGGCUGAACACUUCCGUGUCAGAUGCCCUCACCGAUGACGGUGUCGGGGAACAAACGGAGAAGACAAAAGACAAUCUUGUCGUGCAUGCUGCUGCUCCUGCUGCUGGUAUUAUUCGCCCCUCCCAGGCGGGUGUAACGCGUGCCGAUCGGAACCUGUCACGCCGCUCACCGAUGCUGGCAGACGAGGACGAAGGCCGCCCGUCAUGUCUUGUCCCCAGCGUCUUGGGCAAGCACGAGGCCCCAGCUCUGCAGCGGGCUCAGCAGCAGCAGGGCCAGUUCGUUAGCGCCAGAGCACUCGCGCGGAUUCCCAACACAGCCUCCCGCAUGCCGAGCGUGCAACCGAUCGACUACGAGCUGUUCGAUCUCUGCCUGCGUCUGGGUCUUUGCCAAAAGGACGCCAUCUACUACUUCUAUGGACGCAUCAUGCGGGAGUGGCAAAAGGAGCUGCAGCGCCUGCAAAGAAGCACGGCGUCUGGCGGCGGUGGUGGUGGUGGUGAUAGGGGAAUCAAUAGUGCAGGGAUUGGUGAGGCAGACGUGGGGCGCAUGUUGCUGCUCGUGCGUGACCCCUCGCUUCAGGUCCCAGCGGAGCUCGUGGCCUGCGUGGAGGCCGUCGCGCAACGCCGCGGCAUCGCCAUCCGCGAGGGGUCGCCGUGA
Trypanosoma grayi is the source of this 1842-nucleotide messenger RNA. RefSeq lists its product as hypothetical. The transcript has a single exon. Lineage: Eukaryota; Euglenozoa; Kinetoplastea; Trypanosomatida; Trypanosomatidae. The coding region runs from base 1 to 1842 and encodes 613 amino acids. The record is from RefSeq and is a predicted model, not a curated record.